Molecule: messenger RNA, 1650 nt
Organism: Wallemia mellicola CBS 633.66
Lineage: Eukaryota; Fungi; Basidiomycota; Wallemiomycetes; Wallemiales; Wallemiaceae
Product: FAD/NAD(P)-binding domain-containing protein
Exons: 3
Coding region: 26-1537 (503 amino acids)
Source: RefSeq, a predicted model, not a curated record
AACAAUCAACUUUUAAUAAAUAGAAAUGGCAUCAACAACCGUAGACCUCCUCAUCGCUGGUGCCGGACCAACUGGUCUUGGUGCAGCUAAGCGUGCACAAGAACAAAAGGCUGACUUCCUCCUCGUCGAUAAGGCCGUCGAAGCUGGUGGUUUAGCCUCAACUGCUACCACAAAGGAAGGCUUCUUGUUCGACGUUGGUGGACACGUUAUCUUCUCACACUACGCAUACUUCGACGAUGUCAUCCAUGAGGCUCUCCCUAACGAAUCUGACUGGUUCACCCACGAGCGUGUCUCUUACGUCAAGUCUAGAGGCCAAUGGGUUCCUUACCCAUACCAAAACAACAUUUCCGUCAUUCCAAUUGAAGACCAAUCAAAGGCUAUUGACGGUUUGAUCGACGCUGCCGUUGUCCGUGCUCAAACUCCUCACAUCAAGCCAAAGACCUUCGACGAAUGGAUCGUCAGACAAAUGGGUGAAGGUAUCGCCGACAUUUUCAUGCGUCCAUACAACUACAAGGUCUGGGCCGUCCCAACAACUCACAUGCAAUGUAACUGGUUAGGUGAACGUGUUGCAGCACCAAACCCAAAGCUUGUUAUCCAAAACGUCCUCCACAAGAGAACCGCAGGUAACUGGGGUCCAAACGCUACCUUCAAGUUCCCAGCUCGUGACGGUACCGGUGGUAUCUGGAAGGCUGUUGCCAAGACCAUCUCACCAAACAAGCUCCGCUUCGGUGAACAAAAUGGUAUCACUUCAGUAGAUGCUAAGGCAAAGAUUGUCACCCUCACCUCAGGUGAAACUAUCAAAUACAACAAGUUCAUCUCAACCAUGCCAGUUGACUUCACCCUCGACAUCGCCAAGAACGUUGAAGGUAUCGAUGGUGCCAAGAAGGCCGCUAAGGAUGGUUUGGUUUACUCAUCAACCCACGUCGUUGGUGUUGGUUACAGAGGUGUUCCACCACCAGACAUCAAGGGAAUGUGCUGGUUGUACUACCCAGAAAACGACUGUCCAUUCUACAGAUGUACCGUCUUCUCGCUCUACUCACCACACAACGUUCCAGAGCAAUCACGCAAGACCAAGACAAUCCAACACUCCGACGCAUCAAUCCAAGUCACCGAUUCAUCAGAAAAGGAAGGUCCAUACUGGUCACUUAUGUUUGAAAUCUCCGAAUCACACCUUAAGCCAGUCAACCACGACACCAUCAUCCAAGACACCAUCAAGGGUGCAGUUGCAACCGGUAUGUCACGCCCAGAGGACGAAAUUGUCUCUAUCUACCACGAACGUUUCGACCACGGUUACCCAACUCCUUCACUUGGUCGUGACGAAGCUCUUAAGCAAAUCUUGCCAGUCCUCGACUCACACGACAUCCUUUCAAGAGGUAGAUUCGGUUCAUGGAAGUACGAAGUUGGUAACCAAGAUCACUCAUUCAUGUUAGGUGUUGAAGCAGCUGACUACGCUUUGUACGGUGUACCAGAAAUGACCCUCAACUACCCAGACAUCAUCAACGGAAAGCCAAACAAGGAACGUCGUCUCCAAAAGUAAGAACAUCAAUCAUCUGCAAUCAAUCCACAAUAAAAUGUAAUUUAUACUUUUAAUCUCAUUCGCUUUAACGGAAUUGUUAUAAAAAAAUUUCUAUUUACACAUAAUUUCAUUUU